Penicillium robsamsonii is the source of this 3024-nucleotide messenger RNA. RefSeq lists its product as uncharacterized. The record is from RefSeq and is a predicted model, not a curated record. Gene Ontology annotation, molecular function: S-adenosylmethionine-dependent methyltransferase activity. Bases 1 to 3024 code for a protein of 1007 amino acids. NCBI's taxonomy places the organism in Eukaryota, Fungi, Ascomycota, Eurotiomycetes, Eurotiales, Aspergillaceae. The transcript has a single exon.
AUGACCGAUACACUCCGCUCGACUGUGCGAUUUCCGCCCCUUCGGCAGGCCCGAGGGACGGUGCUUAAUACUAUAAUGGAGGAUACACGCGAAUCACAUUUCGCUCAAACAAAUCCGAAAGGCGCAAUACCUUCCAGACUCACACCGGUAGCUAUCAGUCCCAAGUUGAAGUUGCAGACCAGCGGGUUGUCAGUGCCAACACAUGCCCGGCUCGCACGCCUAAUGUCACCCCUCUCGGCUGGGACUACCUCGUCAUGCUCAGAUACAGAAUGGCAGUCUCAGAUGCAAGGAUUCCAAGGAUACGACGACUUGUAUGAUGCCACAGACUGUGAUAGUUUUGAUGACAAUGAGACCGAAUUUAGCGAUUCGUGCUUUUCUCCGGAUACGCGGCCAUCGAGCUUGAUUACGCCAAUUACCCGCAACUCGGUGACCUCAACUGGGAGUCAGAAGCUUUCUCUGACACUCAAGAUUCCCUCGUCUACGAUGUGGCCAUCAAUUAACGGGUCCCUCAAGGGAUCUCCAGUCCCGCCGACGCCUCCAGCCAAGAUUCCGGUCUCGCCAGCAGCGCUGUCGAUGCUCAGCCGUUCUGUACCUGCCUCGUAUGCUCCACCUUCACUCGAUGGGAGUAUGACUUCGGACCAGGAAUCCAUCAUCAGUGCAUUGGCUACACCGGACACUCAAUCUCUGCCAGACACCAGCUGGGAGGCCCAUGAUAUACAUGUUCGCCGAGAUAUGGAGGGAAGUGAGAGCGACCUAGACAAUGGCGAUGCCAGUUCAGACAUUCAGACUGUACCCAUUGCCAUCGAGACCGAGCAUGAGGACUGGCGUCAUGUUCUGGGAAAUUUCCCCCGGAUUCCCACCGCUCAGGCAUACUCACCCUCGCUCUCGUCCGCGCCAUCCUUUUAUCUGAAUAACGAACUAAUUCCCGAAUAUGAUGACUUGUACGACCCCCCGGCGCCUAGUAACCAAGGUGCCUCUCUGCCCGACCCGGCAAUGCUACACCACACUCACUUGGAUGGAACACCCGACUCGUGUUCUGAGACCUCGGAAGAUAAUGGCGAGAUGUGGCAACUCCAGCCGCCUCCCAACCGCCCGAGGAGUGCUGACGGGGUCACCCCCGCGUCUGAACUGUCUGGAUACAGUUUCACCGACUUGAGCAUUCCAUCUCCCGGUGGCUUCUUUGCCUCUCUGGCGCCCCGUGCACGUCAUACGUGGGCAAUCCCCAACACCAAUUACCAGCCAACGUCGGCGGCUGCAGAGGGUUUCUACAAUCUUCCUUGGCGUCGGGAUGAAGGAGAGAUUGUCGAGCAGGUAGUUGAGUGGCCUGAGCGCCCUGUUGAUGAAGCUCCAGUCACCGCGGUUCGUGACGAAGAGGCCCCGCUUACUGCCAUUCGACUUCCCUGUGACACCCCCACUCGUCGGUCUAUCUACCAGGAUAGUCCCAUGAGUGCUGCAUUUGACGCAGUACAGGUUCAGGAGAUCCCCCGCUCUGGGAACGGGUAUGAGUACGAUGAGUGCUAUGAUCAAGAGCUGCAGGAACGUGCAGUUGCAAAUCACGACCGCACCAGUGUCUGGCUGUCUGCUCAAGCAUCCUACCUCUCCGCUCUCAAUGAGACGAAUCCGGUGAAUGACAUUGAGCCUGUCGAACCAUCCGAGGCUUCUGACAAUGUCGAGCCUGAAGCCGAAGGCACCACAGAAGAUUCAUCCAAGAAGAUGGUGCGAUUCGCUGAAGGCGUUCCCGAGUCCCUUAGUCCUCUGCCUCCGUUCCUUGCCAGCAAGGACUCAAUUUACUGGCAAGGCUUCCAGUCUAUUCGGGCACGGUCAACCAAGACCGACGGGUUCAUGCACCGCAACAUGCGCUACGACGCUGUGCAAUCUAUGCGUCUCGCCAUGACUGACUUGCACAUCAACUGCUUGCUGGGCAAGUAUGAGCUUGUUCGCCCGGAACGCCCUGCAUACAAGGGUCCUUUCGCCAAGGCACCCCGGAACUCGGUUAUCACCACUGAACUGGCCGAGAAAGCUCAAUUCGACAAGGUGGAGAAAGAGCAGCUGGUUCUUGCUCAGCUCUCCCAGCCCAUGUGGGCCAUGGAUGCUCUCCGGUCUCUCAACGGCGGCAAUCUGCUCACCAGUCCUGCCCAGCGCGUGCUUGCCCGAGCCUCAUCAAAGCCCAGGUCCACGCAGGGACCACGCAAGCGCAGUUUCCGCAUUCUGGACCUUGGCGGUCACUCCUCCUGCGACUGGGCUUGGCAGGCCGCAUACGAGUUCCCAAAUGUCAAGGUUUACACUGCCACCUCCAACGGUCAGACCGUAAACAGCGCCAUCAAAGGCCCCUCUAACCACCGCCAGGUGACCGUCGCCAACCUCUGGGAGCUGCCAUUUGGCAACAACCAGUUCGACGUCAUCUCUGCGCGCUCGUUGCACGCAUUGCUGAAGACCGAGUGUCCCGCAGGGAAGGACCGUGACGAGUAUGACCUGGUUCUGAAAGAAUGCAUGCGAUGCCUCAAGCCCGGCGGCUACCUCGAAUUCCAAGUGCUGGAUGCCGAGAUCUCGCGGGCCGGGCCGUACGGCAAUACAACGUCAGUGGAGUUCGCCUUCAACCUGCGCAACCGCGGGUACGACCCACUGGCAUCCAAGAGUUUUGUUGGUCGUCUCCGCCACAGCGGAUUCGUUGACACCCAGCGCGCGUGGAUGUUCCUCCCCAUGGGCACCGAGCCCAUCGAGCAGGAGCCGCUGCGCGAGACUCCCGCACCGCGUGUGCAGAGCCAAAUUGAAGAUUACGAGGCGGUGCAGGGGCCGAUUGGCAGUACUGCCGAUAUUGCCAGCAUGACCGGAUUGAUUGGGGGGUGGAUGUGGGAGCAGUGGUUACUGAAAUUGCGAGUAGAGAUGGGUCGUGAACGGUCUAUGUUGCUUGAGGGUCUUGGUGGGCUAUUUGAUGAAGGGCGGAAGAGUGGCGCGGGCUGGACCUGCCUGUCUGGAUGGGCGAUGAAGCCGAAGCGGAGUGUGUCUUUGGCUUCGUCUAUCUAG